This is a messenger RNA of Dinoponera quadriceps, 1166 nucleotides long. RefSeq lists its product as uncharacterized. The coding region runs from base 147 to 1166 and encodes 339 amino acids. NCBI's taxonomy places the organism in Eukaryota, Metazoa, Arthropoda, Insecta, Hymenoptera, Formicidae. The transcript is spliced from 7 exons. The record is from RefSeq and is a predicted model, not a curated record.
UCGCCAGGUACACAACUGCUCACACACUCCUCAGCUCGCUCGCUCGUUCACUCGCACGCACGCACGUACGCACGCACGCACGAACGAACGCACGCACAGACGCACUCGCCACACCGGCAUUCAUCGACAAGUGAAGAGGACACACGAUGCGGAUUUUCUGCGCGCUUUGCGGACUGUUCUUGGCUGUAGCCAUUGUCAAUUGUAGCCCCAUUGUCAAGAGAGAAGCGGAGGGAGAAGAUGCACUGAAGGAGCUCGAUCCGUUGAACGAAGUCUACGUGGUGGAGGUCGAAGAUGAUUCAGCCGAUGGCGAGAGUAGCGGCAGAGAAAAGAGGAAGAUCGGCAUCGCGCUCGGCGUGAAGAAUGGCAUCAUUAACUUUGUGUUUGGAAAACUGGAUUCCUUCUUGGACGCGAAAACGAGGGCGCUCGUGGUACUCGACGACGCCAACCGUGCGAAAAACGCCGCUUUCGGAAUCGACCCCACCCACUCCGCCACCACGCAGUUCAUCACUAAUUUGGUGUCUCAAAAACUCAAAGCUGCGACAGGUAGCAUCGGUCCGCUCAUCAACAGUGCAACCACGCUGGUGUCAGGAAAAACGCUCGGUCUGACAAACGCGCUGGCUGCAAAAAUCGCGCCGUUGAGUUCGCUGUCUGGCGGUCUCACCGGGGGUGCAAGUGUCGGUGUCGGCGUUGGUAAUUUCAAUGAUUUUGCUCGUGGAAUAGGAGCAGGAGGUGAUCACGGCGGAGCGGCCGCAGGAUCGGCCAGCGGAUCGGCUCUUAUAGGCAAUCUCUUGACCGCGGGAAUCAACACCCUGUCGACCUUGAGUCAAAGCAGCGGCGGCACGAGCGGCGGCACUGGAAGCAGCGCCGGCGCCGGCGUCGGUGCUGGGAUUAAUCUCGGAACUUUCGCCAAUGUAGGAGGGAAUAUGGUCGGCACGGUCCCUACCACUACAGAGGAUACGGUCGUGUUCGACAGGUCGAAGGUGUCCUUGGAUAUCCCAUCGGCGGCUUUCGGUACCAGCUUUACUUUAUUGACAAACGUCAGCAAAGUUCUCAACAGCGUGAUCUUGAACUCGGCCCGGCGAACACAAACCUUCUUCGAGAUCUUCAAACCGUUCUUCCGCGGUGCUUUCGCCAUAAAAGGCCUGCCGUCGGACAAUCCGAAUUAA